Dipodomys spectabilis (banner-tailed kangaroo rat) is the source of this 1213-nucleotide messenger RNA. Its product is annotated as probable G-protein coupled receptor 141. The transcript has 2 exons. Gene Ontology annotation, molecular function: oxysterol binding; G protein-coupled receptor activity. Gene Ontology annotation, cellular component: membrane. The record is from RefSeq and is a predicted model, not a curated record. NCBI's taxonomy places the organism in Eukaryota, Metazoa, Chordata, Mammalia, Rodentia, Heteromyidae. Gene Ontology annotation, biological process: G protein-coupled receptor signaling pathway. The coding region runs from base 111 to 998 and encodes 295 amino acids.
UUGGAAUCUUCUCUGUUAGAGUGGUUGCUUGAAAUAAGCACCACCAUCUUAAGGGCAGCUGCCAUCCUAUUUUAGUGGUUCAUGAUCUACUAAGUUCUUCGUGGCAAACCAUGGAGUUGAUCAACACAACCAACCCAUCCAACAUCUCAAACAUGGACAUCGACUACUGUGAUGCCUAUUGUAAGAUGCUUCUGCUAGCCCUCUAUGGCAUGAUUUUCCUGGUUGGCACUGCUGGCACCAUUAUGAUUUCACCCAUGAUGCUCAGAAGAAAUAGCCAGUCGAUGAUUUCCACCGCGGUCCUCAAUAUUGUGGUGUUGCACUCCAUCCUUUUGGCUAGCCUUCCAUUCCGCCUCAGCUACUACCUCUCUGGCAUCUGGGAGCUUGGGUACUUUACCUGCCGGGUGGUGAGUGCCAUCCUCUAUGGCCAUAUGUACUUCACCUUUAUUUUCUACGUGGCCAUCGUGACUCUCCGGCUACUCAUCUAUUUUAAGAAACUCCAAAUGCAACCAUUCCAAAAGUACCAUGCAAUCAUGCUAAGCAUGGCUAUUUGGAUAGUGGCUGGCCUCAUUUUUUUGCCAAUAUUUUUUUUGCAAUAUGGCACAGACCCAAGUUACUCAAAGAAACAGCGAUGCUUUGAGUUCCACAGAGAUCUCCACCACCAGGGCAUGGUCAUCCUGAACUAUUCUGUUAUUGUUGUCAUCAUGGCGACCGUGCUGAUCCUCUUUCUCUUGCAGAUGGCCGUCAUCCUGCAGUUGAUGAAGGCUCAUUGGCCAGACAUGUGGGCCCACCAAGAGUUUAGAGCCCAGAUCAAGAGUUUCUUCUUCCUCUUAGUAAUAGUUGUAUGUUUUAUACCUCACCAUGCAUUCCGGGUCUACUUUAUUGACCAGUAUUCAGGGAAAGAAAGCUCAAAGUUAGUACUUUACAAUGAAAUCUGUCUUGCUUUGACAACUGUCUGUUGCCUGGAUGUGCCAUGUUUCAUAGGAGGAAUUGUCCACUAAGCCUUCCCACACACCUUGUGCAUCAUUUUCCCACACCGGAAUGACACUGUUUCUGUACUGCUAUGAUUUCCGAAGUGUUCCCCAAAUUCUCAAAUCCUCAGAUUAUGUUUAAUCAACAUUGUUUUCUACCAAGAAAAAAGCAAUGAGGAUUGAUUAUUUCCUUCUUCUUAAGGAAUAAACAUCAUAGAACAUGCUCAAUCCUUAGAACGCGAGAA